Molecule: messenger RNA, 1020 nt
Organism: Lycium ferocissimum
Lineage: Eukaryota; Viridiplantae; Streptophyta; Magnoliopsida; Solanales; Solanaceae
Product: probable glutathione S-transferase
Exons: 2
Coding region: 43-696 (217 amino acids)
Biological process (GO): glutathione metabolic process
Cellular component (GO): cytoplasm
Molecular function (GO): glutathione transferase activity
Source: RefSeq, a predicted model, not a curated record
CUCAAUAUAGUAAAGCAAAAAACAGUAAACUAAAGUUGAGAGAUGGCAGCAGUGAAGUUGCUUGGUCUAUGGUAUAGCCCUUUUAGUAAUAGAGUUGAGUGGGCUUUAAAGAUUAAGGGAGUGAAGUAUGAAUUUAUAGAAGAAGAUCUACAAAACAAGAGCCCUUUACUUCUUGAAUCUAACCCUGUUCACAAAAAAAUCCCAGUGCUAAUUCACAAUGGCAAGCCCAUUUGUGAGUCUAUGGUCAUUCUUGAAUACAUUGAUGAGGCAUUUGAAGGCCCUUCCAUCUUACCUAAAGACCCUUAUGACCGUGCUAUUGCUCGUUUUUGGGCUAAGUUCCUUGAAGAUAAGGAGGCAGCGGUGAUCAAUGCUUUCUUACGGAAAGGAGAAGAGCAAGAGAAAGGUAAAGAGGAAUUUUGUGAGAUGCUGAAAGUACUUGAUAAUGAGCUCAAGGAUAGGAAGUUCUUUGUGGGUGACAAAUUUGGGUUUGCUGAUAUGGCUGCAAAUUUUGUGGGACUUUGGGUAGGAGUUUUUGAAGAAGGCUCUAGAGUUGUUUUGGUGACAAGAGAAAAAUUCCCAAAUUUUUGUGCUUGGAGAGAUAAUUACAUUACUCAAAACAAGGAAUAUUUACCUCCAAGAGAUGAAUUGGUCGCCUAUUUCCAAGCUCGGUCACAAGCUGCUGCUGCUUCCAAAUGAACACCUCUAGUGAAUUUUAAGAUUUUGUGUGGCAAUAAGAAUUAGAGAUGGAUUUAGGAUGUGUUUUUAUGAGUUCAAUUGAAAUUAAGUUGAACUAGGUGUACUUAAGCAAAAAAAAAAAAAAAAAAUUGAAAAUAUAUGCAUGUUAUAGGAUCAUCUUUAUUUUAUUAGAAGUUAAUAUAAAUCCUGAAUUCACGUAUGAACAAAAGUAUUGUUAGGAAAAGCUGGCUUAGCCAGGUCAGGAAGUGCCUUCUGUUACUGUUUGGAUGGUUGGUCACUAAUUGAACAACAAUUAAUUAAAUACUCCAUUAAUUUUCUCAUCGA